AUGCACACUGGUUUUACAUGUAAACACAACCAGUGUCCAGCAGAUGGAGAUACAAUUUAUCUGUGUGUGUGUGUGUGUGUGUGUGUGUGUGUGUGUGUGUGUGUGUGUGUGUGUGUGUGUGUGUGUGUGUGUGUGUGUGUGUGUGUGUGUGUGUGUGUCCUAAAUCACAUUCCCCUGGUAGCUAAGCUGAAAUCGACGCUCUCCGAGUCUGAGAUGAUGGACACCCUUAUUCAGCAGCAGCAGCUUCACUCCGGUGUUGGUGAUUCUUUCUUGGAGCACUUAUGUUUGUUGGAUAUUGAUCAGGAGCCAAUAACUGCACGGAACACUGGCAUCAUCUGCACCAUUGGCCCAGCAUCUCGGUCUGUAUCCAAGCUUCAGGCUAUGGUGAAGGCAGGAAUGAACAUCGCUCGCCUCAACUUCUCCCAUGGAACCCACGAGUAUCACAGAGAAUCUAUCCGGAAUAUCCGUGAGGCAGUGGAGUCGUUGACUGCUGACCCUAUGACCUAUGGACCAGUGGCUAUUGCUUUGGACACCAAAGGACCUGAAAUACGCACUGGUCUAGUGCAAGGGCUGGUGGAUGGUGAGGUAAAGCUGGAACGUGGCUCCAUGGUGACGGUGGUGACGGCAGAAGCGGAACGGGAUGUGACUGACAGUUCCCGCAUUUGGGUUGAUUAUACUGAUCUGUCUCGUGUGGUAAAAAAGGGGGGAACCAUCUACAUCGACGAUGGACUAAUUUCUCUUACAGUGCUGCGCAUUGGUGAUGGGUGGGUGGAGACUUGGGUGGAGAGUGGUGGCAUUCUGUAUAGUCGUAAAGGAGUGAACCUGCCAGGGGCAGAGUUAGUGAACUUGCCAGCAGUGAGUGAACAAGAUAAAGCCGACCUGCAACUUGGAGUGGACGAGGGAGUAGACAUCGUCUUUGCUUCUUUUAUCCGCUGUGCCGAGGAUGUGAGGGCUGUGCGGAGGACUCUAGGGCAGGGUGGAGCCAAAAUUAAAGUAAUCAGCAAGGUGGAAAACAGACAGGGCGUACAAAAUUUUGAUGAGAUUCUGAGGGAGAGCGAUGGAGUGAUGGUUGCUCGUGGUGAUUUAGGGAUCGAGAUUCCAGCAGAGAAAGUGUUCAUUGCACAGAAAAUGAUGAUUGGACGUUGCAACUCAGCUGGAAAACCAGUCAUCUGUGCCACACAGAUGUUGGAGAGUAUGGUAUUUAAUGCCCGGCCAACCCGUGCUGAGAGUAGUGACGUAGCCAACGCAGUGCUGGAUGGAGCUGACUGCGUCAUGCUCUCUGCAGAGACAGCUAAAGGCCGCUACCCAGUGGAGGCAGUGUCCAUGAUGCACUCAAUCUGCAGGGAGGCCGAGGCGGCUCUGUUCCACCAGCGGGUAUUUGAGGAUCUGAGGCGUCUCACUCCUCCCAGUUCAGAUCCCACAGAGGUGACGGCGAUCGGAGCAGUCGAAUCGAGUUUCAAAUGCAGUGCAGGAGCUAUCAUCGUCCUUACUACGUCUGGAAGGUCCGCCCACCUGUUGUCUCGGUACCGCCCUCGCUGUCCCAUCAUUGCAGUGACGAGGAAUGCUCAGAUGGCCCGUCAAUCACAGCUUCUUCGGGGAAUAUUCCCCGCCAUCUUACAAGCACCCCCUGUUAAGAUUUGGGCUGAUGAUGUUGACAACAGGGUCACUUUCGGCAUGAACAUAGGUAAAGCACGUGGUUUUUUUAAACCAGGUGACAUGGUGAUCGUAGUAACUGGAUGGAGCCCUGGAUCUGGACACACAAACAUCAUGAGAGCAGUGAUGGUGCCAUAAAUCCUCAACUCUGAUUGACAGCAUUUAAAAUUCUAACUCUGACUGGACACUUUAAAUUCUUCAAUAUGACAAAUACUGACUCGCAUUAUUGAUUAAAUGUUUCCUAUAAUUAACUGAAUAAAAUAAAAGUAAAAUUGAAACACGUGAAAAGAAA
Messenger RNA from Silurus meridionalis, 1945 nucleotides. RefSeq names its product pyruvate kinase L/R (gene pklr). Lineage: Eukaryota; Metazoa; Chordata; Actinopteri; Siluriformes; Siluridae. Gene Ontology annotation, biological process: glycolytic process. Gene Ontology annotation, molecular function: magnesium ion binding; potassium ion binding; pyruvate kinase activity. The transcript has 12 exons. The record is from RefSeq and is a predicted model, not a curated record. Gene Ontology annotation, cellular component: cytoplasm. Bases 1 to 1791 code for a protein of 596 amino acids.